Molecule: messenger RNA, 1836 nt
Organism: Tripterygium wilfordii
Lineage: Eukaryota; Viridiplantae; Streptophyta; Magnoliopsida; Celastrales; Celastraceae
Product: beta-amyrin synthase-like
Exons: 12
Coding region: 1-1836 (611 amino acids)
Biological process (GO): triterpenoid biosynthetic process
Cellular component (GO): lipid droplet
Molecular function (GO): beta-amyrin synthase activity
Source: RefSeq, a predicted model, not a curated record
AUGUGGAGGCUGAAGAUUGCUGAGGGAGGUAACGAGCCAUACUUGUACAGCACCAACAAUUACGAAGGGAGGCAGAUUUGGGAAUUUGAUUCUGAAGCUGGAACCUCCGAAGAGCGAGCUGAGGUCGAAGCUGCUCGCGAGAAUUUCUACAAGACUCGGAAUCAAGUCAGGUCUUGUGCCGAUCUCCUUUGGCGUAUGCAGUUUCUUAAGGAGAAAAACUUCAAGCAAACAAUACCAGAAGUGAAGGUUGAGGAUGAUGAAGAAAUCACAUAUGAGAAGGCCAUAGCCUCCUUAAGACGGGCCGUUCACUACUUUGGGGCCUUGCAGGCCCACGAUGGCCAUUGGCCCGCAGAAAAUGCUGGGCCAUUGUUCCUCCUCCCUCCCUUUGUAAUGUGUAUGUACAUCACUGGAUCUCUAGAUGUUGUAUUCCCCAAACAGCAUCGUAAAGAAAUCCUUCGCUACUUAUACAAUCAUCAGAAUGAAGAUGGUGGAUGGGGCUUGCACAUAGAGAGUGACAGCACAAUGUUCUGCACAUGCCUGAGCUAUAUAUGCAUGCGAAUUCUGGGUGAAGGACCUGAAGGUGGUAGGAAUAAUGCCUGUGCAAGGGCUCGGAAAUGGAUUCACGACCAUGGUGGUGUCACAUACAUACCUUCUUGGGGAAAGACUUGGCUUUCGAUUAUUGGUUUGUUCGAUUGGUCUGGGACGAACCCAAUGCCUCCAGAAUUCUGGCUCCUCCCUUCUUUUCUCCCAAUGCAUCCAGCAAAAAUGUGGUGUUAUUGUCGAUUGCUUUAUAUGCCAAUGUCAUAUUUAUACGGGAAGAGAUUCGUGGGUCCGAUCACUCCACUGGUUUUAGAAAUGAGAGAUGAACUCUAUAGUAUUAAUCAACCAUACAACCAUAUUAACUGGAGAAAAGUCCGUCAUUUAUGUGCAAAGGAGGAUUUAUACUACCCUCAUCCUUUGAUACAAGACUUAUUGUGGGAUAGCUUGUAUGUGGUUACGGAGCCUGUUCUCAGUCGUUGGCCUCUAAACAAGUUGAUUAGAGAUCAUGCUCUUGCAGUAACAAUGAAGCACAUCCACUAUGAAGAUGAAAACAGUCGAUAUAUAACCAUUGGAAAUAUUGAAAAGGCACUAUGCAUGCUUGCAUGCUGGGUUGAAGAUCCAAAUGGGGUUGCUUUCAAAAAGCAUCUCGCAGGAAUCCUGGAUUACUUGUGGGUUGCAGAAGAUGGAAUGAAAGAGCAUACUUUUGGAAGUCAAUCGUGGGAUACAGGGUUCGGCAUUCAAGCGUUGCUUGCCGCCAAUCUUAACGAUGAAAUUGGACAUAUACUUACAAGGGAACAUGACUUCCUAAAGAAAUCUCAGGUCAGAGACAAUCCUUCUGGUGACUUCAAGAGCAUGUAUAGGCAUAUUUCUAAGGGAUCUUGGACUUUCUCUGACCAAGACCACGUAUGGCAAGUGUCCGAUUGCACUGCUGAAGCUUUGAAGUGCUGUUUGCUAUUCUCAAUAUUAAUGCCACCAGAAAUUGUUGGUGCGAAGAUGGAGGUUGAGAGAUUAUUUGAUGCUGUCAAUAUCUUGCUUUCUCUUCAAAGUAAAAAUGGAGGUGUAUCAAGUUGGGAACUAGCGGGGGGUAAAAAUUGGUUGGAAAUGUUGAAUUCCACUGAGUUCUUCGAGGACGUUGUUGUUGAACACGAAUACGUUGAGUGCACCUCUUCAGCCAUCCAAGCUUUAGUGCUGCUCAAGAAGUUGUACCCUCAGCAUAGGCAAAAGGAGAUUGAGAACAUUCAAAAUGCUGUGAAAUACAUGGAGGAUGUGCAAAUGCCUGUGUCACGACCCAAAUAA